AAGAAAAUAGCGAGAGAAACUAGUAGGGUUUUAGAUCUCUGAUCUGCAUUAAUGGUUUCCUCUUUACUCCGUCGGUUUCCAUGGAGACGGAACCUCGGAUCUUCAAAUUGGACCUCUCAGUUCACUCGGAUCCGUUUCAUUUCUGAUAAAGUUGAUGCCGCAUCUUCCAAUUGUCGUUCUCCGGGAGCGGCUGCAGCUAAUGAAUCGGGUGGUUUUGUGGCUGUUUCCGAUGAGUCAGUAUCGAUUUUGCCUUCAACAACUUCUUCUUCUCCGCCGCCGUGGCUUAUGCUGCCACCGACAUUCGGAGAAAAUCGAAAAAUUGUCUACAAUUUCUACAGCAUUUCAGAGGACAAAGUGGUGAAUCUGAAAAAUAGAGGCGGUGGAGAAGAAGAAGAAGAGAUAGAAUUGUUCGACAAACACGAAAUCGUCGGUUCUUCACACGGAUGGUUAGCUUUAUGCAAUCACAGAGAAGAGCAGCAAUUUCUCUACAAUCCCCUCUCAAACCGGCGCGUGGAGCUCCCCCCAAUCGACGCGUUACCCGUGCACGAAGACUACGAAGACUACUGUACGCCUCUGAACAAGCUCAUAAUAUCCUGUUCCCCUGAAGAACAAGAACACUGCGUCGCGAUGAUGAGUUACAGUAUGGACGAGAGGCUCGCCUUCUGUAGUUGCCCCUCACGCGCCGCCGCAGAGUGGACCCCAAUCGGCGAGUGGUCCCACGCGUUCGAGGACAAGACUCUCCCAAGGGCUUACCAGGACUUCGUCUACUCCGGCAAACACAAACUCUUCUUCUGCGUCACCGAAUUCGGGGAUUUCGAGGCCUGGGAUUUCAAAGACCCGAAUUCUCCGGAGAUGACUCCGAUGGAUUUGAAAUCGGACAAAGACAACUACCCUUACGGCUCAGCUUGCAAGAUGGAAGAGUACAUGCUUAAAAGGGAGAGCAAAUCCGUGAAGUAUUUGGUCGUUGCAGAGCAGACCGGCGAACUUUUUCUCGUCAGGCGGUUUAUCUUGAACCCGGAGUAUGAUUCCGGACCGGUCUCCGGUGAAAAAACUGCUCCGUACAUGACUGUUUCUUUUGAUGUUCACAAAAUUGAUUUACAAAAUGGAGAAUUGAUUUACAUGGAGAGUUCGUUGGAUGGGCUGGCGAUAUUCAUCGGAAUCAACCAUGGUUUCGCCAUCUCCGCCGCAGAGGAACUGAAACUGAGUCCGAAUUCUAUUUAUUUUACGGACUCGAAGGAAUAUUGCCCACGUUAUUGGGAUAAGGAUAGAGAAUACGGUGGGCAUGAUAAUGGAGUUUUUAAUUACAAAACAAGGACUUUCUCCUCUUGCUAUUUUCCGGCCGCCGCCACCAACUCUGAAACACAGAGCAUAAAGAGGAUUGUGCCACCGCCUAUAUGGUUCACUCCUUAACUACAAAAUGGUGCAGGACACGUGACUGAAGACAUUUUGAAGCAUAAUUUAUCGAUCCACAAGAAAAUGUGGCUUUACGGAAAAAGAUGCAAUGGGCUCGAUUCUGGUGAUGGAAGACGUGGUUUCGAUGAGGACUUGCAGUUGGCGAUUUUACACGAGUAGCUAACCAAAGUGAUGCUCAAGGGUAUGGAUUUUUAUAGCCCUUCACCAAGCCGGCCAUUCCUUGUGUAUUUAUUUGUUGUAGUCUUCCCAACUAGUAUGGCAGUUCAUCCUGCUACAUUUGUAGUUGGUAAUAAGGUUGUGUCGACCGCAACCCCAACCACGUAUUGUGACCAGAUCAGCUUAAAAACAAUCAUUAAUGUAUAAAAAGAAGAUUAUCACG
Molecule: messenger RNA, 1792 nt
Organism: Erythranthe guttata (spotted monkey flower)
Lineage: Eukaryota; Viridiplantae; Streptophyta; Magnoliopsida; Lamiales; Phrymaceae
Source: RefSeq, a predicted model, not a curated record